Lasiosphaeria miniovina is the source of this 1447-nucleotide messenger RNA. RefSeq lists its product as uncharacterized. The coding region runs from base 1 to 1164 and encodes 387 amino acids. The record is from RefSeq and is a predicted model, not a curated record. The transcript has 3 exons. NCBI's taxonomy places the organism in Eukaryota, Fungi, Ascomycota, Sordariomycetes, Sordariales, Lasiosphaeriaceae.
AUGGCACACCGAGAUCGGCGUCUUUGCUCGGAGUGGGUGAUAUCCAACUUCUCUGAUGUCAACGUUGCCAAGGACCGCGGCUGGUUCGUCGAGUACUGGCCAUAUAGCUCGUUCAUACACUGCGGCCGCAGGAAGGAAUACGUCCUCCACUGCCCCGACUCGCUCUGCAACGUCAUUGGCGGCAGUAUCUACGGCGGCAUGCGCUCUCACGAUGGCAGCACCUCGGGAGUUCUCCUGGGCCGCGACGAGCGCGCCAUGGCCUGCUACACGACGAAGCUGCACAUUAAACACUGGUGGACCGUUGUGCUCCGUAACUCUCCCGACGGCUACUUUUUUGGCUCUUCGGCGUUUUGCAGCACGGACGUCUCAGUCGACACGUCCUGGCCCCCUGACGAGCGAGAGAAAUUUGAGCUGUCUCUAGAGCCGCGAGACCGAGAGAAUAUUCUGGCAUAUCUAGGGGUAGAGAGGGUGGAAGAAGAAACGGUAACUCUGUCGAACGACGCCACGAUUAGAGAGUCUGGCGAUCACACCGGUUGCGAAAAACAGAACGACGGGCAGAAACAGGCACAGGACGAAGGCGAAGACGAGAAGAUGGGGAACAUUUCUGCCCAGCCGGACUCGGCACCGAGUCACCCCGUGGAGAGCCGGCCGCCUAGUCACAGCAGCGGCAGCAGCUACACCAUAGAUACCGAUUACGAACCUUCGGAAUGUAGUCAUUCUUCCUCCUACUCGGGCAGCAGCGGCGCCAUCGAUAUAAGCGGCAGCAGUCGCCUGGCCUACACUGAAGCGGAGAAGGCCAUGAUACAGAAAAUGUUUAGCAGCGAGUUCAUAUUCCAUGAGUUGUUCAAUUUGAACGCUUAUGGACAUGGUCCAGACGGCUUAGACGCCCGCGUCAGAGAAGGCCGCGAGCUCCUGCGCGCGAUACAAAAGGCCAAGAGCGACAACUGCGACAUCUCAGACGACGAGAUAAACAAGAGCCGGCUGCAGCACGUCGCCGACAGCGCCUUCGCCGCAGACGAGAGGGAAGGGAUCCAACUAAACUACAGGUGCAGCUUUCGGUUCAUGUUGAUCCACGGGCUCAUGUUCUACGACGAUGAGGACGUGCAGGAAGCCCGAGCUCCAGUGCGGGACCAGAUGCGAGGCUCAAGUGUUGGUCGAAAAUAAAUAACGUGUCGGUCCGGAAUGAUAGGCACUUAACGAAGAGAGAAAUUCCGGUAAGCCCGCACUCCGCCAGAUGAUGUGGCAUCAGCGACGUUGGGCAAGCUGCAGCUCCAUGGCCUUGAGCAGUUCGCCGACAACCUAAGCGUGCGAGGAAGAUGAUUCAUGUCAGCCCAUCGAAGGGUGCCAUUGUUCAACCAAACCAAAGGAGAACAAAAAAAGGGCAAGCAAUCAUGAAGACACGUACCCAACCCGUAUAGUGGUCAACAUUGUCAUUCAGGUCGGCCAG